Anisakis simplex (herring worm) is the source of this 237-nucleotide messenger RNA. NCBI's taxonomy places the organism in Eukaryota, Metazoa, Nematoda, Chromadorea, Rhabditida, Anisakidae. The record is from the annotation of a GenBank genome assembly.
UGCAAGAUGGACGUCUCGUGUGAAGAUAUGGCCGACGAACCGGACUUGAUAGUUCUUCAUAGCGAUUUUCAGACGCCAGCCACAAAACUAUCAUGGUUCAUAGACGAUGAUGAGCAAAUGCCUCCACAUCGGCCAAAUCCAGCGGCACUUGUGAACGCAAAUACUGAUCGCGGUAGCGAAGAGCAUGGCAAAGAUUCGCGUAUGUUCGAUCAUGAGGUUAGAAUGACACGAUGUUAG